This is a messenger RNA of Abrus precatorius (Indian licorice), 3629 nucleotides long. RefSeq lists its product as uncharacterized. The transcript has a single exon. Gene Ontology annotation, molecular function: glycosyltransferase activity. Bases 115 to 1572 code for a protein of 485 amino acids. NCBI's taxonomy places the organism in Eukaryota, Viridiplantae, Streptophyta, Magnoliopsida, Fabales, Fabaceae. The record is from RefSeq and is a predicted model, not a curated record.
UCUCCCAGCAGAUGUAUCGCUCUCCUCCUCCCCUCUGGAUGUGGUGUCAUUGGAUUUCUCUGAUUUUCUCGCUCUACAACAAUAGUGUGAUCUCCGUCACCCAUACAUGUUGUCAUGAAUUCCUCUGAAUCAAACCACCAACAACAUAUUCUUCCCAAUCCAACAACUCACCCCUUCAAAUCAAAAUUCAGAAAAUUUACAUUUCACUCACUAUCCUUUUUGGUUCUUCUUAUAGCAAUCUCGUGGGGUUUCACAAGAACAAACUACUACAAAGUUCAUUACUUGAAACACUCCCUCACAUCACCAACCCUUUUUCAUGCAAUUGGGUCUCUCUUUUCACCCCCAAAACCACUUUCUAUCCCCUCCCAUUGUGUGCUUUGGAUGGCUCCUUUCCUUUCAGGAGGAGGGUAUAGCUCAGAAGGUUGGUCCUAUAUUUUGGCACUUGAUAAACGUAGAAAAAUGCAAUCUUUACCAUUUAGGUUGGCAAUUGAGCACCAUGGUGAUCUAGAAUCUUUGGAAUUUUGGGAGGGUUUGCCACAGGAUAUGAAGAACUUGGCCAUUCAGUUGUACCAAACUGAGUGUAGAAUGAAUGAGACUAUUGUGGUUUGCCAUAGUGAACCUGGUGCUUGGUACCCGCCAUUGUUUCAAACCCUUGCAUGCCCUCCAUCAUUUUACAAUGAUUUUAAGUCUGUGAUUGGGAGGACUAUGUUUGAGUCUGAUAGAGUGAAUGAUGAACAUGUAAAGAGAUGUAAUAAAAUGGAUUAUGUUUGGGUUCCUACAGAGUUUCAUAAGUCUACAUUUGUGGAAAGUGGGGUUGAUCCUUCCAAGGUGGUGAAGAUUGUUCAACCUGUUGAUGUGAAGUUCUUUGAUCCUGCCAGGUACAAGCCAUUGGAUCUUGCUUCUAGAGCAAAACUGGUUUUAGGUUCUGGUGUGAGGAAGAGUUUUGUGUUUUUAAGUAUCUUCAAGUGGGAGUAUAGGAAAGGGUGGGAUGUGUUGUUGAAAUCAUACUUGAAGGAAUUCUCAAAGGAUGAUAGAGUUGCUUUGUACUUGUUAACAAAUCCUUAUCAUAGUGACAGAGAUUUUGGGAACAAAAUACUGGAUUUUGUGGAGAAUUCUGAUGUUGUAGAACCAGGUAGUGGCUGGGCUCCGGUGUAUGUUAUUGAUACACACAUACCACAAAGUGACUUGCCAAGAGUUUACAGGGCAGCUGAUGCUUUUGUUCUUCCAUCCAGAGGAGAAGGAUGGGGGAGACCACUGGUGGAGGCCAUGUCAAUGGCAUUGCCAGUGAUUGCCACAAAUUGGUCUGGGCCAACUGAAUAUUUGACAGAGGCUAAUAGCUAUCCACUACCUGCGGAUAGAAUGAUUGAAGUAAUGGAAGGUCCAUUCAAGGGACAUCUUUGGGCUGAACCUUCUGAGUAUAAACUUCAGGUUCUUCUAAGGCAGGUGAUGAAUGAUCUCACUGAGGCUACAGACAAAGGCAGACAGGCAAGAGAGGACAUGAUCAGACGGUUCUCACCUGAGAUUGUGGCAGACAUUGUCAUGGACCACAUACAAAACAUACUAGAGCGAUAAGACUGAAAAAGUUUCUGGUUCUAUUGCUACUCAGCUGUUAUGCUCUAAACCUGUUUUGUGAUUCACACUCACAAGGAGAUUUAGGUUCUAAGUGGACAGAUUGUAGACUUCUCAGAAAUUGAUUGGGGCUCAGCAACUUAACCACUGGAAAGUAAUUUCUUCAUUAGUUAAUUCUUUUUCUUUCUAGAAUUUUCUUUGAAAGGCAUAUGCAUUCAUGGAAGAACACAGAACUGUUUCUCAUGCUAAGUCUCCAUCACUUUGGAACAAUAUCUGACUGUUUAAAAGGGGUUUUGACAAGAUGCACGGCAUCUUUCAUGCUUCCUCUUUUUUUAUCAACUUGACAAAAACAUAUAAUUCCUUUCUUGUGCAAAGGUGACACAGUUAUCCAGCAACCCAUCAUCUACCCAGUGCAUCGAUACAUAAACCAUUGUCAUUGUUUUUCCAGUCUUAAGUGUUGAAAUUGGUCGAAGAUUUUAAGGAAAUGCACCUAUUUUUAGUCUAAAAAGCAGGAACAAUUCUUUGGAAUUAGAAAUGUUGCAAUUUAAUCCGAGUCUGCAGUUUUUGUGAUUUGAAUAUGUAUUCAUUUGAUUUUAAUCAAGCAAUUGUGAAGGUGAAGUAUCUCGGUUGAUAUAGAUUGAAUUGCAAACUUGGAACAGUAUCCUCCAAGAUGUUAUUAGGACAUUAUUUUUCGAAUGUGUUCAUAUAAUGUUGUAACCAGUUGACUGUUUGUUCUGGUACAGGACAUUAAGAUGGAUUCUUAAGUCAUGCCUUCACAGUCAAUCAAAGAUUGCAUCCCUGAAGAUCUUGUAUGUUCUUAUUGUGCUUGUUUUGAACUUGCAAAAUUCUGAUUGAGUCAUAGUUAUAUGUUUGGUGCCCAUAGAUAUGCAGGGGUGUUUCAAAGUAUCUAGAUUUCUCACUUCUCCCAAAUAAUUAUGGUUCAAUACUAUUUUGUCAGUUGAAUUCAACAAACCUCCAUGCACUCUCCAAGUAUGUAACAUACCUGCAACAUCAUAACUCAUUAUAUAAAGUUUAAAAUAUCUUUAAUCCUAGAACGAAUUAAUUUAUCUUACAAAAUUUCUCACCCAGGACCAGUUUACAUUCAUUCAAUUUUAUUAAUGCCACAAGUGCAUUAAGUACAGGAACUAAUCAAGGACUAAUUUAACAACUAUUUAUAUACUCGUAAAUCAUAACUAAUUAACUAUAGUUGACUAACAAGUCUUACUAAGAGCUACUUUUUCCUGUUCCGACUGUUAAUAAUAAUUUACAGAAAAGCAAGUGGUGAAAAUUGAAUUGCCCUUUUGAUGAUUUGUACUUGUGUCAAUUAGCUACUCGACUGUUGUUAAUGGCUCUCAAAAGUUGAUCUGUUAUUCGCUUUCCCCAUUGCAAGGGUGUUUCAAUUGCUUAUUGUUAACUUAAUACAUAUUUUAUAUGGGAUAUAGAUUUUAUUCUUUCGUAAUACGCAAUUGUAGAAAUAUCCUUUGAUAUUUGCUUCAUUUUUGAACUGAAAGUCCACGUAGUAUGUUCUCAAACCUUAUUGAUAAGUUCCAAUUGUUUAUAUUCAUAGAUUAUCCUUACUUGGUAGGUACUGAACAAGUCAUCCAUUGCAUGCACGCUUGUAUAAAGCAUAACCGAAUUUUCAUGUCUAGCAUUUGUGAUAAACAGGACUUACGACUCAAAUGCGUUCUCUGCCUUGGAGCUUGUGAUUUGCUGAAUGAUUCUUAAAUAUUAUGCCUAAAUGCUUUUAAGAGGUUCAAGAAUGAAUAAUGAUGAUUUUAAGAGUUUUUUGUGUUUCAGCGAAGAACACUCCUGUAUUCUUGAGUUGUGCCUACGUUUACUUAUGUAUGGAGAGAUUGAGUGUAUAUUCCUUUUUUCUUUUACAAAACGUACGUGGAUGUCGUUAUUCUUGGUGAAAAAGAAGAUAGUGCAAUGCUUGGAGAGCCUAAAGUUGAAAGAAAACCACUUGUAACUAGUUUAAAGCAAAUAAUUGGAUUCAAAAGAACAAUUGGGUUUGACAUCUCACCUUCGGUGAAUAUUAAAUAUACACUGCAGUAAAAGGC